AUGCCGCCGUCAAAGGUUCCCCCCGGGAAAGAUCAUCCGUCUGGAGCUAGAGAAUUUCAAGGCUUCCAGACUAUAGGGCCGUUCUAUGAAUUCACUGCCAUAAUUGGACCUAAUGGUGCCGGCAAGUCCAACCUCAUGGACGCCAUCAGCUUCGUUCUCGGCGUUCGUAGCGCUCCCUUCUUUACGCUUUUGAUGGCCGCGACAAAGAACAGAGUGGCCGUAAAGCUUUUGUUAGGUUGGUUUACAGGUUGGAUGCCGGGCGAGGAGUUUGAGUUUACUCGGACCAUACCUAGCGCUGGGGUUAACGGUGGUAUUGUCAAUUGGAAUGAAUACGAUAAGAAGUUGAGGGAAUUCGGCAUUCUGGUUAAAGCGCGAAAUUUUCUGGUUUUCCAGAAAUCCUUGAAGCAAGAGCAUUUUCUCUGGCAAUUGCUGAACAUAGAGAGAGAUACUGAGAAUUCUAAUGAAGAUCUUGAGGCUAUGGAGGAAAGCCGCAAACAAAUUCUUGAUGAACUGAGCAUGUACGAGAAAGAAUUGAGCAAAAAGAAAAAAGAACAGAAUGGUUAUUUGAAAGAGGUUGGACACUUUGAGAGGAAGAUUGCAGAGAAAAAGACAAUACUUGAUAAGAGUCAACCAGAGAUGCUUAAGUUGAUGGAGGAGGUAACACGCUUAACUCAAAAGAUUAAGAGUACCACUAAGGACCUUAAGAAAAAGAAAGAAGAGAAAAACAGGCACUUAGAAGAAGUGGAAAAACUUCAGAAUGACUUGCAAGAUCUCAUUAAGCAAUUGGAUGACCUCUGUGAAAAGGGACCGGGUGCGAGUGAAAACCUGCAGUUGGCUGAUAGCCAGUUGGAAACAUAUCACCAAAUACUGUAUCAUGACAGGUUGAAGACAAAACUUGAUGAAGUUGAGAAGAAACUGCGUGAGCUGAAGGCUGACAGAUAUGAAAACGAAAGGGCUGCUAGAUUCUCACAAGCAGUUGAAACUUUGAAACGUCUAUUCCCUGGUGUGAAUGGUCGGAUGACUGAUCUCUGUAGACCAAAACAAACUAAGUACAACUUGGCAGUCACUGUUGCUAUGGGCAGAUUUAUGGAUUCAGGAAAAGAAUGCAUAAAGGUAGAAGGACUGAGAUUAUGUUUUUCUCAUUCAGCAAUCUAG
Oldenlandia corymbosa var. corymbosa is the source of this 1155-nucleotide messenger RNA. The record is from the annotation of a GenBank genome assembly. NCBI's taxonomy places the organism in Eukaryota, Viridiplantae, Streptophyta, Magnoliopsida, Gentianales, Rubiaceae.